Baudoinia panamericana UAMH 10762 is the source of this 2441-nucleotide messenger RNA. RefSeq lists its product as uncharacterized. The record is from RefSeq and is a predicted model, not a curated record. The coding region runs from base 68 to 1972 and encodes 634 amino acids. Lineage: Eukaryota; Fungi; Ascomycota; Dothideomycetes; Mycosphaerellales; Teratosphaeriaceae. The transcript has a single exon.
AGCUAAGCGCGAGCAAGGCUCGGACUCUGCAUAUGCUGCAUCUGUAUUCAACGGAAGCUGGACGGCGAUGGCGGAGAAUGCCGUCGCGAGCGGUGGUACGCUGGUUGUCAUGAGACGGCCAUCGUUCAGGAAGACGCUGCGGGACAAUGAGAGUAUGCUGCCGGCUGAGUACUUGGAGAAGCUUGAGGAGAAGCGUAGACUGUUGGACGAGAGCAUACAUAAAUACAUCGCCUCCAAGGAGAGGGAAUAUAAGCAGUACGAGAAGGAUUUAAGGGUGCAGGCAAGAAGUCACGGCAGUGCUGGCAGUACUGGCAGUGUCGGCAGUGCUGCUGCUUCGGCUCCAAGCAGAACGCACGCCGUCCCGAUUGACGGCGAAGCUUCAUCAAGCGGCAGCAAGGGGAGGACCAACUCGGACUCGUCCGCUAGUACUGUAACGGGUGGAAGCCCGUUCCUGACCGGACAACAACAUGGUGCAGUGGGCGCGUUGCUCGCUUCCGGCAGCCGACAACGUGUUAUCAUGGAGGCGGUGGAGGACGGAGACGGCGAAAGCCUUGUUGUGAAAGGCCUCACCGAUCGAAGACCUAGUUCUGAGAGGGAGAAGGAGCUCGUGGGCUUGUUCACACCCGAGUAUCUGCCUGCACUUGAUGGCAAGGAGAGAAAGGCACUACGCGAAGAGCGUGCGCGAUUAGAGCGGGCAGGCUCUGCACCGCCUCAUGUUGGACCUACGACCAGAGAGGAUGAACAAGCAGACCCACCCGAAGCUCUGCCACGCGCCAAAUCUGACACCGCCGUACAAGCUACGAUGAAGCGGCCAGUGCAUCUCCAGUUCGCACAACGAACUUCUUCCUCCGGCUCAUCCGCCGACGGCAAGCUAACCUCCGCCAUGAAGUCGCCUAUGCAGAAUCCAGCCAAGAACAAAACGAGGAUGAAGCGCGUCUCACUGGCCGUGGGCGAUAGCAUCGUUGCGCCGGCAGAUAAUGUGCCCAUAGCGUUCGCGACAACGACGAGCACGCCAUCGCACUCACGCACGCGGUCACCCGAGAGCAUGCGCGAGCGAACGAGUGGCACAAAGUCGGCGUUGGGUGCGCCUGAAGCAGUCGACUUUGCGAAGCAGCCCGUGUCAAUACUUGUCGAUGGCAAUUCAGUGCCGGUGGCGAGUGAUAGUGGAAUUGCGCUGAGCGGCACUCUCACACUGGGCAAGCCAGCGGAUCAACUGGCCUCUAUCACCACGACAGAGAGCAAACCCUCCCCGAGCAGGCCCGCAUCAAGCAUAGAUCCGGACGGCGACCUCUUCGACCUCGAAGACGAGUUCGACAACGUCUCAGCCGACAACGAGGCCAAACUCGCCGCCGAAGGCGAAGCCGCCAUCGACGGCGAAGAAGACGCCAUCCCUGGCAUGACUGGCCGUCUAGACUCCACCACACAAACGCCCGCAUCCACUCCCUCACUCGGCCUGCAAUCGCACGAAAAAUACCGCUACGAUGCCGAAGGCGGCCUCAUCCCCGAACCCACCAGCGCCACAGACUCCGAAGCCUACUUCAACGAACCCUCCAACCGCGUGGAAAACCUCACCUUCACAUCCAACCCCAACCCCAACCCUGGCGCCGGGACUGGAUCUGGCGCGGGACCAACAGGAACAUCCUCCUCCUACUCUUCCUCUUCGUCCCAACAACCCACGAGCCCCGGCUUCCGGAAACCAUCCGUAGUCGCCGAUCCCGUCUUCCGAGGCUCCGAUUACGCGCGAGAGGAGUUCAAGGCGGCUACUGAGGAGAUUUACGGGAGUUCGUAUAACCGGCUUCCGUCUUCUUCUGCUGCCGGUGGUGGUGGUGGUGGUGCGAGUCUGGGUAAUGCCGCUGCUGCCGGUGGGACAACGUAUGGGAGUUUGGGUGAGAGUUAUAUGGCGCGGCAUGCGGAGGAGAUGAUGAGGGUGAGGAUGAGUAGUCGGAGGGAGGAGGAGCAGGGUGUGCGGUAGGAAGGGAUAUGAACAGUAGGCAGGAUGGCUGGGGUGGGGUAGACUUGGGUUUUGUGGUCUUCGAGGCUUUGGAUAUAUACCCCAAUGGAGCACGUGAUAGGGCUUAUAAGCUUGGCUAGUCGAUUGUACGAACGUUGCUACCUUACGACCGCUACUAGUCUCUUAGCUGCUACAGGGACUAUGCUUGUAGUACCUCGCCUCUGUAAAUGGUGCACCGACCAUCGCGGAAUCGAAAACUUAACGGAUAUCGUAGCAAUGCUUACCCGGGGUGCCGACUGCCGUGUACCCAUCCCAGCCAUGCAGCGGUGCCAAAGUCUCUGACAGUGCCGGAUCGGCUACGGAAUGCGAUGGCGUCCACCGUAACACCCAGUAGCGCGCAAGUCCUGUCCUUUCUGCAUCCACUCAAGAGCCGUAUCGAGACACGUCUCGACAUGCUUCAGGAAGACAACCUGCUUGUCAUACCACGCCG